Molecule: messenger RNA, 3264 nt
Organism: Plasmodium vivax (malaria parasite P. vivax)
Lineage: Eukaryota; Apicomplexa; Aconoidasida; Haemosporida; Plasmodiidae
Product: serine-repeat antigen 5 (SERA)
Exons: 4
Coding region: 1-3264 (1087 amino acids)
Cellular component (GO): lysosome
Molecular function (GO): cysteine-type endopeptidase activity
Source: RefSeq, a predicted model, not a curated record
AUGAAGUCUCGUUUGUGUGCCCUCUUGAUAUUGUAUAUGUUGCUGAAUGGGCACUCAGUGAAGUGCACGGCGGCUGUGGGUCAGGGACAGGGAACUGGAGUAUCAACUGAUCAAGGUGUCUCGUCACAGCACACUGCUAACUCUGCAGGUCAAGGAAUUGGCUCUUCCACUGGCUCUACUGGUGUCCCUCAAUCUAGACCACAAAGUGGGGGCGGAGAUACAGGAACCCAAGGAGGCCAACAAGACAGAGCAAGUGGAACUAGUGCAACACAUGUACCUGUAGUACCACAGAAUGGGCAUGUUCAGUCUAAUCCACCACCUUCAACAUCAAGUGGUGGUCCAAAUGGAGGCGGUGGAGCUUCCAUUACUCAAAAUGUUCAACAAGCGAAUCUUCAAGCAGGUUCCGAUACCCAAGUAGCUGCCACCCCCUCCGAGAGCUUCACAAAUCCCAUUCAGGUAAAAGCGUCGUUGCUGAGGGACCAGAAGGGGCUCAAGAUCACAGGUCCUUGCAAGUCCUACUUUCAAGUGUAUCUCGUGCCCUACCUCUACUUGAACGUUAACGCAAAGGAGAGCGAAAUCGAAAUGGAUCCCAUGUUCAUGAAGGUGGACGACAAGAUCAAAUUUGAGAAGGAGAAACACCUCCUGAACAACAUCUGUGAAGACAAUAAAACGUUUAAGCUAGUCGUGUACAUGUAUGAAGGAGAGCUGACCAUCAAGUGGAAGGUCUAUCCUCCCAAGGGGGAGACAAGCUCCGACAAAACGCUGGACAUUAGGAAGUACAAAAUGAAGGACAUCGGCCAGCCUAUCACCUCCAUGCAGGUGGUGGUGAUGAGCGAACUGAAUAAGACCAUCUACAUGGAGAGCAAAAACUUCGCCGUGAUGAACCAAAUUCCAGAGAAGUGUGAUGCGAUUGCCAACGAGUGCUUCCUUAGCGGUGUGCUGGACGUCCAGAAGUGCUACCAUUGUACUCUGUUGCUGCAGAAGAAGGAAAACGCUGAGGAAUGCUUCAAAUUUGUCUCCCCCACGAUUAAAAACCGAUUUGAAGAUAUACAGACGAAGGGAGAAGACGAGGAGAACCCAAAUGUAGUGGAGCUGGAAGAAACUAUUGAUCUCCUUUUAAAUAAAAUUUACAAAAAUGGGGAAGGAGAAAGUAACGAGGUGGAUCAGCUAGCCAUUAUAGACUCCUCCUUUCAGUCCGACCUGUUGAAGUACUGCUCAUUAAUGAAGGAGGUAGACACCAGCGGGUCUCUAGACAACCACCAGCUGGGCGACGCCGAGGAUGUAUUCGCCAAUUUGACACACCUCUUGCAGAGUAACAGCGACCAUGAUGUGCCAUCCUUAAAGAACAAACUAAAGAGUCCCGCCAUAUGCUUAAAGAAUGUAGGUCACUGGGUUGGAAGCAAAACUGGAUUGGUACUUCCCACCCUGGAGUAUAGCACCUCGCAGGAUAACGCGGAAUCGUUUGAUGAAGGCGAGGAAGAUACUUCCAAUUCGACUACCACACAAAGUGCUGAUGUGCAUCCCUUAAACGUCUCAGAUAAGCUCUUCUGCAAUGAUGAAUACUGCGAUAGGGCGAAGGACAGCAGUAGCUGCAUUGCCAAAAUUGAGGCAGGGGACCAGGGCGACUGCUCUACUUCUUGGUUGUUCGCCUCCAAGGUGCAUCUGGAAGCCAUCAAGUGCAUGAAGGGGCACGACCACGUCGCAAGUUCGGCCCUCUACGUGGCUAACUGUUCCGGUAAAGAAGCGAAUGACAAAUGUCACGCGGCUUCUAAUCCGCUAGAAUUUUUGAACACCCUGGAGGAGACCAAAUUUUUGGCAGCCGAGUCUGACCUACCAUACUCCUACAAAGCGGUGAAUAACGCGUGCCCCGAGCCGAAGAGCCACUGGAAAAACCUUUGGGAAAACGUGAAACUUCUAGACCCCACGAAUGAACCCAACUCGGUAAGUACCAAGGGGUACACAGCAUACCAGAGCGACCACUUCAAAGGCAACAUGGACGCGUUUAUUAAGCUUGUAAAAUCCGAAGUGAUGAAAAAGGGAUCUGCAAUCGCCUAUGUGAAGGCACAAGGAGCACUCAGCUACGACCUGAACGGGAAGAAGGUGCAAAGUCUCUGUGGAGGUGAAACGCCCGACCUCGCUGUCAACAUAGUGGGUUAUGGAAACUACAUCACCGCUGAAGGGCAGAAGAAAUCCUACUGGCUGCUGCAAAACAGCUGGGGAAAGCACUGGGGAGAUGACGGCAACUUCAAGGUCGACAUGCAUGGACCGGAUCACUGCCAGAAUAACUUCAUCCACACCGCUGCUGUCUUCAAUCUGGACGUCCCCGUGGUCGCUCCCGCACCGAGUAGCGACCCAGAAAUAAAUGACUACUAUAUGAAGAACUCCCCCGAUUUCUUCAGUAACUUUUAUUUUAAUAAAUACGAGGCGGAGAAGGCCAAUGGGUUAGGCGAAGAAAAGGGACCUGUCAAUAACUCAGUGCUGUAUGGUCAAUCGGGGGAAGAAACAUCAGCGUUACCGGCAUCGGUAGGUGAUCAAUCUGGCAAAGUAGUAGCACAAACAGCCGAAGGAUUGGGCGCUCAACAAGGAUCAGGAGGAGGAUUAGGAGCAGCAGCAGGGCCAACAGGACAAGAAGGAGUAGGAGUAGCAGCACCAGGGGGAAGAGGAACAGGAGGAGAAGCAAUAGCAGCAGCAGCAGUAGUAGUAGUAGGAGGAGGAGGAUCAGGAUCAGCAGGAGAAAGAGGAACAGGAGUAGGAGUAGCACCAGGAGUAGGAGCAGCAGGAAGAUCAGUAGGAGAAGGACAACAGUUACCAGCAGGGGCUGCAUCACCUGGAACAGGAACUCAACAUGUCGGAGGGUCUGUCUCUGGAGGCACAAAUUCAGGGAAUGGCGCAACAGGAAAUAGCGGUCCAAAUACGCAACGUGGACAGGUCAGUCAAACCGUUAAUGAAGCCGCUCCCUCCACCGUGGAGAAACCUAAAUCAAUCGACUCAACGGGCGUAAUCAGUGAAGGCAUAACAGGAGUAUUCCACUUUUUGAAGAAUGUAAAAAAAGGAAAAGUGUCUAGCAACUUUGUGACGUACGAUAAUACGAAGGCCAUCGGCGAUAAGGCAUGUUCCAGAGUGCAGUCCUCAGACGUAGAUAAGCUGGAUGACUGUGUUAAAUUUUGUGAGGCGAACUGGAAUGAAUGCAAGGGUAAGGUAUCGCCUGGUUACUGUCUAACGAAGAAGAAGGGAAACAACGACUGCUUCUUCUGCUUUGUGUAG